This is a messenger RNA of Oryza sativa Japonica Group (Japanese rice), 1566 nucleotides long. Its product is annotated as tyrosine--tRNA ligase 1, cytoplasmic. Lineage: Eukaryota; Viridiplantae; Streptophyta; Magnoliopsida; Poales; Poaceae. Gene Ontology annotation, molecular function: tyrosine-tRNA ligase activity; ATP binding. Gene Ontology annotation, cellular component: cytoplasm. Gene Ontology annotation, biological process: tyrosyl-tRNA aminoacylation. The record is from RefSeq and is a predicted model, not a curated record.
UGCCCCUAGUGGUAGCCGCCCGCCGCCUCGCACAUACUACAGGAAGGAAGGACACAGCCAGCCCACGCAGGCCCGCCGCCGCCGCCGACAUGGACCCUUCGGCGCCGUCCGGUAGCUCCGCCGACGCCUCGGCGUCCUCCUCUUCUUCCGCCGUAGAGGACCUCGCCCCGGGCAUGGCGGCCAUGAGCCUCCAAGACCGGUUCGAGUUGCUGCGGGGCAUCGGCGAGGAGUGUAUCCAGGAGGACGAGCUCAUGAAUCUGCUGCAGAAAAAGCCCGUCCCCAUCUGCUACGACGGAUUUGAGCCCUCCGGCCGCAUGCACAUUGCCCAGGGCAUUGUGAAGACAAUCAAUGUUAACAAGAUGGUCAGGGCUGGAUGCAAAGUAAAAAUUUGGAUAGCAGACUGGUUUGCUCAGCUCAACAAUAAGAUGGGGGGUGAUCUAAAAAAAAUCCAGACUGUUGGACGGUACAUGAUUGAGAUUUGGAGAGCAGCUGGUAUGAAUCUUGAUGGUGUGGAAUUCUUGUGGUCCUCAGAAGAAAUCAAUAAUCGUGCAAAUGAAUAUUGGCCACUUGUAAUGGACAUUGCCUGUAAAAAUAAUGUCAAAAGAAUAAUGAGAUGUUGUCAGAUUAUGGGUCGAAAUGAUUCGGAUGAGUUGACAGCUGCCCAAAUAUUCUAUCCUUGUAUGCAGUGUGCUGAUAUAUUUUUCUUGAAGGCAGACAUUUGCCAGUUGGGCAUGGACCAAAGGAAGGUCAAUGUGCUAGCCAGGGAGUACUGUACCGACAUCAAAAGGAAAAACAAACCGAUUAUUUUGUCACAUCACAUGCUCCCUGGUUUUAAGGAGGGCCAGGAAAAGAUGUCAAAGAGUGAUCCAUCCUCAGCCAUUUUUAUGGAAGAUGACGAGGCUCAGGUAAAUUUGAAGAUAAAACAAGCAUUUUGCCCUCCCAACGUGGUUGAUGGGAACCCAUGCUUGGAGUACAUCAAGUAUAUUGUUUUCCCUUGGUUUGAAAUGUUUGAGGUGGUUCGGAAGGAAGCAAAUGGCGGUAACAAGACAUUUACAAACAUGGAUGAACUCAUCGAUGAUUAUAAGACUGGUGCUUUGCAUCCUGCUGAUGUUAAGCCAGCUCUAGCAAAAGCAAUAAACCAAAUAUUGCAGCCUAUUCGUGACCACUUCAAUAACAACAGUGAAGCAAAGAUUCUGCUUAACACUGUUAAGAAGUACAGAGUAACCAACUAAGGAGGAAACUAGUUCAAGCAUCUUUGUCCUAUUGAUCUACCUGGAUAUUUUCUAUGGCUACUUUGGAACCAUAUGAACCUAAUAUUUAAUGGAGGAAUUUUGUUUGCCAUUUUUUUGUUUUUGUUUUUUUAUGUACUGAGUUGCAGAGCAACCAUUGCAUGGUACUGCACAAACUUUGUUUAGAUUAUUAGUUGUCAGAUACCCAAUCUCGUUUUAUCAGUAUGGUGCAAUGAAUGUUCAUGAUCACCUUAAUGUUAUAGAUUUGACAAGACAAAAGUCGAGUGCAAAGUGCAAACAUAUGGUGGAAAUGCAUUUGAUUUUAUUCCAGACGUUC